This is a messenger RNA of Acaulospora morrowiae, 722 nucleotides long. The record is from the annotation of a GenBank genome assembly. NCBI's taxonomy places the organism in Eukaryota, Fungi, Glomeromycota, Glomeromycetes, Diversisporales, Acaulosporaceae.
AAAUCGCAUCACUAAUGGCUUACUUGGCGAGAAAUGAAGUAUUUGUGAGAGGCGACUUAAUGGAAAAUGAAGAUAACAGAUUGGUCAAGGGUACCAAGUCUAUUUUGGAAGAUAGUCAACUGUCAGCUAAAUUAUUCGGAGGGAGAGAGUCUCCAGCAGAAAAAUUGUUGCUACAAAGUUUUGAGAAGUACAAAUCUUACAACUAUAAAAGUGGAAGUGGUGAUGUUAAUGAAACUGCCUUGGAUUAUAGCAACCCUAAUAAACCAAGACUAGCGAUGGCCUACAUUGCAAACGUGGAUCCAAAUUAUAAUAUGCCCGGGAAUCUACAAUUUUUGGAUAUUGCUUCAGGUUCCGCAUACAAUUUAUAUGGUCACCAUGCUCCAGAUGCUAUUACAAAAGGAGAGCUUUGGACCACUGUAACUGAUGUAAAAUUUUCUCCUGACGGAAAAUUUAUCUUUUCUGCAUCUACUGAUGCGACCAUAAAGACUUGGUACAUGGAGGAUUCAAGGAAAUUUCAGAGACCAUAUAACGUAAAAGUUUGUCAAUCUGGUAUUAACAGACUGGCUGUUCGUAACGCCCCAAAAGAUGGGACGAUUUACCAGUUCGCAUCUUGUGAAGAAUCUGGCAUGAUUCAAUUGCACUCCAUAAGGAAGGAUUAUAACAAGUUUCAUUUGUUCUCGCAAGAUUUUAAGGAUGAAAAUCGUAAGAGAAGUGCAAAUGAC